AUGGCGGACCCGUCAAACACCGCCUCAGCCUCCAACGAGGCCUCAAAGGCCGCAAAGCCCGCGCCGAAGCCGCAGAACCCAGCCCUGAAAAUGAUGGGCCUCCCAAACAUCCGCCUCAAACUCCCCUCCCGCAACUGGCUCAUCUUCCUCACAAUCACCGGCUCCUUCACCGGCGCGCUCCUCUACGACCGCCGCGAGAAGCGCCGCGCCCAGCAAAAAUGGUGCGAGCUCGUCGCCCACAUCGCAAGGGAGCCCCUCCCCGUCGAAGAGUCCCGCCGCAAACUCACCGUCUUCCUGGCCGCGCCGCCGGGCGACGGGCUCCGCUCUGCACGCGAGCACUUCAAGGAAUACGUCAAGCCGAUUCUUGUGGCGGCCGCGCUGGACUAUGAUGUUAUUGAGGGGCGGCGCGAGGGAGAUGUGCGUGCGAAGUUUGCCGAGGAGAUUAGGAAGGAGAGGAGGAAGAAUGGGGAGCUUAGUGUUGUGUCUGUGGCUGGGGCUGGUGAGGAUGGCGUUAAGUCCAAGGAGGAGGUUAUUGCGGAGGCGCGGAGGGCGAUUGGGGUUAGGGAUGAGCCCGGGCCACGCGGGGAUCUGGUUAUCGGGCGGCAUACGUGGAAGGAGUAUGUUCGGGGUUUGCACGAGGGGUGGCUUGGGCCGAUUGAUCCGCCGCCCGCGCCGGAGCCGGAGAGCGUGACGGCGCUCGAGGAGCCGCGGGUUCCCGCCGUUGAGGCGCCAGAGCAAGCAGAGCAAGCGCAAGAACCAGCAGAAGAGAAGAAAGACGAAGAAAAGAAAGAAGAGAAGAAACCCGCCGGCCCGACACCCGCCUACGUCUCAACAGCCGACUACCCCAGCCAACCCCUCCCGCCCUCAAUCCCGCAGACCCUCGACGGCUCCGCGCCAAUCCCCUUCCCGCACCUCCUCGGCUUCCUCAACACCCCCAUCCGCAUCUACCGCUUCCUGAACCGCCGCUACGUCGCCGACUCCGUUGGCAGGGACGUCGCGGCGCUUGUGCUUGCUUCACAGGCUCGCCCGUACACGGAAGGUCCUGUCUCAGACAACUCAGACUCUGAUAGCCCCGUCGAUGUAUCGGGAACAACAGCCUACGAGCAACAGACGCAGCUCGCACACGAAGAGCGCGACUGGCAUAAAUCCGUGCAUAAGACGGAUGAGGCGAACCCGGAUAAGGAGCGCGAGUGGUUGGGUGAUGUUGUUCUGGACCCCCGCGUUGCGGGCCGGAUGCAGAGGUAUGUUCUCUCCGGGGAAGAGGAGGCCCGGGCGCAGCGUAUUGCGGAGGGCGUUGAGUAUAUCCGUGGUGAGGAGAGGCCGCCUCAUGUCUCCAUCUGGCAGCGGGUGUGGAUUAAGUAUGGUUAUGGAGAAGAUCCGGAGGUUGCGAAGAGGAAGCCCAUCUAUGGGAACAUUGAUGAGGAGAGUGCGUGA
Molecule: messenger RNA, 1434 nt
Organism: Aspergillus mulundensis
Lineage: Eukaryota; Fungi; Ascomycota; Eurotiomycetes; Eurotiales; Aspergillaceae
Product: Tim22-complex subunit TIM54
Exons: 2
Coding region: 1-1434 (477 amino acids)
Biological process (GO): sphingosine biosynthetic process
Cellular component (GO): membrane; intracellular membrane-bounded organelle; cytoplasm
Source: RefSeq, a predicted model, not a curated record